CGCGGCACCAAGUACAUGUGCAAGGAGGGCGGCUGCGGCGCCUGCAUUGUUACCGUGAGAGCACCCGAUGAACACGGAUUGCCACGCACCAUCUCCGUUAAUUCUUGCCUCGUAUCUAUCACAUCAUGUCAGGAUUGGGAGGUGACAACUAUAGAGGGUAUAGGAGACAGAGGACGCGGUUACCAUCCAAUACAGAGGACUUUAGCCGAGUACGACGGCACUCAGUGUGGAUACUGCUCCCCAGGAUGGGUUAUGAGUAUGUACAGCUUAUUGGAAUCCAGUCACCACAAUUUAACACAACAUGAAAUAGAGAAUUCAUUUGGAAGCAAUACCUGCCGAUGUACCGGUUAUAGACCUAUAUUAGAAGCAUUCAAAAGCUUCGCAAAAGACGCGCCAAAACCUAAAUUAGACGAUAUAGAAGAUUUAAAACUCUGUAAAAAUAAAGAUAAGUGUGACCAUUCAUGUGAUAAGAGUUGGUGUUAUGUGAACGCAAAUGAUACAGAUAAUAAUACAAUAAAAAGAAUAAAUUUAAAAGAUGAUCGAAUUUGGUAUAGGAUUUCGCAAGUACAAGAUAUAUUCGAUAUCUUAGACAAUGAAGGACAAGAGUCUUACAUGUUGGUAAACGGAAACACGGGCAGAGGUGUUACUCCAAUAUUCUCAUUUCCAAGAGUACUUAUAGAUAUCAGUUCUGUGCGAGAGUUAAAAGGUCACUAUAUUGAUCAGAAUUUAAUUAUCGGAGCAGGCACGACUCUGACAGAUAUGAUGGACAUUUUUAAAACAGUAUCGCAUCAACGAGAGGAGUUUGCCUAUUUGUAUAAACUAUAUGAACAUUUAGAUCUGGUGGCCCAUAUUCCUGUCAGAAACAUUGGUACAAUUGCUGGUAAUUUGAUGAUCAAACAUAAAAAGCCAACAUUUUCAUCAGAUGUUUUCUUGUUGUUAGAGACAAUAGGAGCUAAUCUCACUAUAGUGGAGAAAACUACAGUUGAUAAUGUAACGGUGAAAGAUUUUUUAUCUUUGGAUAUGACUGGAAAAGUUAUAAAAUCAAUCAGUAUACCACCGCUUUCUCCUAAUUACCAAUUCGUUUCCUUUAAAAUAAUGGAACGAGCUCAAAAUGCUCAUGCUCAAGUUAAUGCAGCAUUUUUAUAUAAUUUUGACCCCCAUGACGAACAAACGGUUUUAUCUGCCCGAAUUGUCUUCGGUGGACUCUCAGCAAAAUUUGUUCAUGCUAAAGAAACUGAAAAAUUCCUAUUAAGAAAGAAAAUAUUUGAAAACAAUAUACUACAGGAAGCACUCCAGAUAUUAAACAAUGAAUUAGUCGUUGAAGAGAUUCCAGGAGAGCUUACACCAAGCUAUAGAAAAAAGACUGCACUUGGCCUCUUCUACAAGGGCUUAUUGAAUUUAAUACCCCAGAACCAAUUAAAACCUUGGUAUCGAUCAGGGUCUAGAGAUUACAGAAAGACUAGACCACUGUCAAAAGGAACCACAGUAUUCGAUACUAAUCCAAUAAUAUGGCCGAUCACUGAGCCAAUGCCUAAGCUGGAUGCUCUAGUACAAACUGCUGGUGAAGCAAAGUAUGUUAAUGAUCUACCAAGAGAUCCAAGAGAAGUAUUUUGUGCAUUUGUUACGUCUGACAUCUGCACAGGGGAAAUAGAAAGUAUUGACCCUUCUCCAGCAUUGGAAUUGCCAGGGGUUUUAGCUUUCUUUUCGGCCAAAGAUAUUCCAGGAAAUAAUAAUUUCUUAUCCCAAAAAGUACUUGGACAAUUUGUGCCGGAGGAGAUAUUUCCAGAAAAAGAAAUCAAAUACUAUGACCAAGCUAUAGGUGUAAUAGUGGCUGAAACUGAAAAACUUGCGAAUAGAGCGGCGUUGUUAGUUCGAACUAAAUAUAAAGUUCAUAAAAGAAAACCGAUAUUAAGCAUAUCGGAUGUGCAACAACGAGAUCCCAGUCGAAUUGUACUUUUCUUGGUAAUUCCUGCAAGAGGCAGAGGCCUUAAUGUCCAGAAAGUAAUCAAAGGAUCACAAGAUAUAUUCUGCCAGUAUCACUACAGUAUGGAAACUAUAUCUUGUAUAUCCAUCCCCAGUGAAGAUGGUAUCGACUUAUAUGCUAGUACCCAAUAUCUGGAUUCAGUCCAGGUUUCCGUCGCCGAAGCAUUGAAUAUACAACAGAAUAGAAUAAAUGUGAUUGUACCACGUAUGGGUGGUGCAUAUGGUUUGAAAAUAUUUCGCACCAAUCACGUGGCAUGUGUAAGUGCCCUUGUUACUUACUUGAUGAAUAGACCCUCUAGAUUUGUGCUGUCUAUUCAGGCUACUCUCAGAGUUGUUGGCAAGCGACCCCCAGUUAAAUCUGAGUAUGAGUUAGGUGUCAAUAAUUCAGGAGAAAUACAAUAUUUAGAAUAUCAUAUAUAUGAAAAUAAUGGUCACGUAACCUCGGAUGCAGUUGCGUUAUUCAUUCCAACGUCUCUUAAGAAUUGUUAUGACAAUACUAGAUGGCAAUACAAGAUAUUCAAUGCGACAAGCGACACAGCUUCUAACACGUUUGCCAGAGCCCCAGGAAGUUUAGAAAGUAUUACAAUGACAGAAUAUAUAAUGGAGCGAAUAUCGUACGAGGUCAAUAUGGACCCUGUUCGAGUUCGUCGUAACAAUCUUAACCCGCAACAUCCGGAUGUUGCGGAGAUGGUUCAAACUUUACUCAAGGAUGCUGAAUAUGACAAACGAAAAGAAGAAGUAAACAAGUUCAAUGAAAUGAACAGGUGGAAGAAGCGUGGUUUGAGAAUCGCCUUGAUGAGUUACCCCAUCAGUGUUUUAACAUCUUACCACAUACUAAUAUCCGUCUACCACGGAGAUGGUACGGUUGUAAUUAAACAUGGCGGUGUCGAUAUGGGUCAAGGUAUAAAUACAAAAUUAAUUCAAAUUGUCGCAUAUACUCUCAACAUCUCAAUAGAUAAAGUGAAGGUUAAAACUGCAGACACUGCCUCAAUUCCCAAUAAUUUCACCUCUGGAGGAAGUCGUACCACUCAAAUAUUUUGUUUUGGAGCUAUCAAGUGCUGUCAAUUAUUAUUAGAUCGAUUAUCUGUAAUAAGAGAGGGUCUUAAUGACCCUACUUGGGAAGUAUUGAUAGAAACUGCAUACAACCAAGGCAUAAAUCUGCAAGUCAAUUACCAUGUAAACGGUAAUGAUCAACAGCCAUACAGAACAGGAGGUGCAGCUCUAGCUGAAGUUGAAUUAGAUAUAUUGACCGGAGAACAUGAAAUUCUAAGAGUCGAUAUAAUUGAAGAUGUUGGCAGCAGUAUAAACCCUGAACUUGAUAUCGGACAGAUCGAGGGUGCUUUUAUAAUGGGUGUCGGAUACUGGACUCACGAGCAUGUUAUAUAUGAUGAAAAUACUGGAGAGGUUCUAACAGAUCGUACCUGGUAUUACAAAGUACCGCUUUGCAAAGAUAUUCCAUUGGACAUCAGAAUACAACUGAGAAGAAAUUCGUAUAAUCCCCUAGGUGUCGUAGGCUCUAAAGGCGUAUCUGAACCGCCUAUGUGUUUAGCAAUCUGUGUUGCAUUUGCUUUAAGAGAAGCUAUAGCAGCAUCACGCGAGAAUUCAGGACGCCCCAGAACCGAAUGGUUUGAUGUCGAUGGUCCCUAUACCUUAGAGAACAACGUCUUGAAAUCAGAUGUUCGCCUAGAUGAAUUUCUAUAUAACUGAUAGUUGUAAUUUUAAUGAAUUUUUGUUUUUAUGAUAAUAAUAAAUAGUAAAUAGAAACAGUAAAACCAUAUUACAUUAUUUAUUGAGUGCAUACUGGAAAGGUGACCUAUGACAUGAAAAAUUACGUAAGUAGUAAUGAGAUAAACAAAAGUAAUAUUAAUAUUAAACCUAGACUAUUCACACAGCAUUAUUUAGUCCCAAGCUAAACAGAGCUUGCGUUAUGGGUAGAUACUAGACAACUGAUAUAAAUACUUAGAUACAUUUUUAUAUAAAUACAUAGAAAAUACCGAGACCAAUAAAAACAAUCAUACUAAACCGCUAGACCAAAGUAUCUAGUAAUUAUUUGGGUGCACACUAGAGACGCAUAUGUUUUAUCUAGCAAGUCCUAUUA
Messenger RNA from Achroia grisella, 4081 nucleotides. RefSeq lists its product as uncharacterized. Gene Ontology annotation, molecular function: iron ion binding; FAD binding; 2 iron, 2 sulfur cluster binding. Lineage: Eukaryota; Metazoa; Arthropoda; Insecta; Lepidoptera; Pyralidae. The record is from RefSeq and is a predicted model, not a curated record. The transcript is spliced from 15 exons. The coding region runs from base 16 to 3690 and encodes 1224 amino acids.